UGUUCACUCCAGUUUUCUUUAAAAUUAUACACACUCAAUUAUAUUUGCGGAAUAAUUCUUGAAACUAUGAUUGAACUUGACCCAGAUCCCAUUGAAUUGUGUUAUGAAAAGGCUAUAAGAAUAACUCGGUAUUUGGUGUAUUUAAUAUGGGCGGCCUGUUUCAUCAUAAAUGGCAUAAACAUUUGGUACUAUUUCAGUGAACUGCAGAAAAUGAGAGAUUGCUGGAGCUGUCUAUACAAGAUUUACAAGUUUGUAGGAUUGGGUUUGGCGGUUUCCCUGCUGCCGAUACUCUUUCUGGCAAUACCUUUUGUGCUCUUGAAUGCAGUUCGACAACUUCGAAUCCAUGUGAUGAUCCUGUUUCUGGCCGCAUGGCUGGAGAUGCUAUUGGAUCUUGUGCAAUCACAACAAUAUCCUGCCAUUAGCGAUGUGGUUCGAAUUUGGCAAUCGGGUCUGUCCUUAAAAUAUUUUGAAGAAACCUAUCAAUGCUGUGGAGUGUUGGGUCCUAAAGACUACAUAGUUUUUCAAAAACCAAUCCCAGAAUGGUGUUAUUUGAAUUACAAACUUGUACCGGAGGGCCUCUACAAAAUUGGAUGCUCCACUGUGAAAAUGAUGCCCGCUCGGAGUUAUUAUAACGAACUCAUCUAUUCUGUAGUGCAGUUUGCUUUGGUCCUGAGCAUCGUCACGUACUGGAAACUACUGUUACGCAUUGAGCAUCAUAGAGCCAGUAUUUUAGAUCGGAAUAGAGGCUAA
Messenger RNA from Drosophila bipectinata, 750 nucleotides. RefSeq names its product Tetraspanin 66A (gene Tsp66A). Gene Ontology annotation, cellular component: membrane. The record is from RefSeq and is a predicted model, not a curated record. NCBI's taxonomy places the organism in Eukaryota, Metazoa, Arthropoda, Insecta, Diptera, Drosophilidae.